This is a messenger RNA of Peromyscus leucopus (white-footed mouse), 2040 nucleotides long. RefSeq names its product synoviolin 1 (gene Syvn1). Lineage: Eukaryota; Metazoa; Chordata; Mammalia; Rodentia; Cricetidae. The record is from RefSeq and is a predicted model, not a curated record. Gene Ontology annotation, cellular component: cytoplasm.
UCCGGUUCGCAGGGGGUGGGGAGUGUUGUUAACCGGAGCGGCUGCCGCAGUCGCGGUGAUUGAGCGGGCUCGCGGCACUGGGCUCCUGGUCUCUGGGCCAGGGCAAUGUUCCGCACCGCAGUAAUGAUGGCGGCCAGCCUGGCGUUGACCGGGGCAGUGGUGGCUCAUGCCUACUACCUCAAACACCAGUUCUACCCCACUGUGGUGUAUCUGACCAAGUCCAGCCCCAGCAUGGCAGUCCUGUACAUCCAGGCCUUUGUCCUUGUCUUCCUCUUGGGCAAAGUGAUGGGCAAGGUGUUCUUUGGGCAGCUGAGGGCGGCGGAGAUGGAGCACCUUUUGGAGCGGUCCUGGUAUGCUGUCACUGAGACUUGUUUGGCCUUCACUGUGUUUCGGGAUGACUUCAGUCCUCGCUUUGUGGCGCUCUUUACUCUCCUUCUCUUCCUCAAAUGUUUUCACUGGUUGGCUGAAGACCGUGUGGACUUUAUGGAACGCAGCCCCAACAUCUCCUGGCUCUUUCACUGCCGCAUUGUCUCUCUUAUGUUCCUCCUGGGUAUCCUGGACUUCCUCUUCGUCAGCCACGCUUAUCAUAGCAUUCUGACCCGGGGGGCUUCUGUGCAGCUGGUGUUUGGCUUUGAGUAUGCCAUUCUGAUGACCAUGGUGCUCACCAUCUUCAUCAAGUAUGUGCUGCACUCCGUGGACCUCCAGAGCGAGAACCCCUGGGACAAUAAGGCUGUAUACAUGCUCUACACGGAGCUGUUCACAGGUUUCAUCAAAGUCCUGCUGUACAUGGCCUUCAUGACCAUCAUGAUCAAGGUGCACACCUUCCCACUCUUUGCCAUUAGGCCCAUGUACCUGGCUAUGAGGCAGUUCAAGAAAGCUGUGACAGAUGCCAUCAUGUCUCGCCGGGCCAUCCGCAACAUGAACACACUGUAUCCAGACGCCACCCCCGAGGAGCUUCAGGCAAUGGAUAAUGUCUGUAUCAUCUGCCGGGAAGAAAUGGUGACAGGCGCUAAGAGACUGCCCUGCAACCACAUCUUCCAUACCAGCUGCCUGCGCUCCUGGUUCCAGCGGCAGCAGACCUGUCCGACCUGCCGUAUGGAUGUCCUGCGGGCAUCGUUGCCAGCCCAGGCACCACCACCCCCUGAGCCUGCUGACCAAGGACCACCCCCUGCGCCUCAUCCUCCACCACUGCUGCCACAGCCUCCCAACUUUCCCCAGGGCCUCCUGCCUCCUUUUCCUCCAGGCAUGUUCCCACUGUGGCCCCCAAUGGGCCCCUUUCCACCUGUCCCACCUCCCCCAAGCUCAGGAGAGGCUGCAGCUCCUCCGUCCACCAGUGCAGCUGUUUCUCGGCCCAGUGGAACAGCCGCCACCACCACGGCUGCUGGUACCAGUGCUCCUGCCCCAGCAUCUGGCUCUGCCCCUGGCCCAGAGGCUGGCCCUGCUCCUGGCUUCCCCUUCCCUCCUCCUUGGAUGGGUAUGCCCCUGCCCCCACCUUUUGCCUUCCCGCCAAUGCCUGUGCCCCCCGCGGGCUUUGCCGGUCUGACCCCAGAGGAGCUACGGGCGCUGGAGGGCCAUGAGCGGCAACACCUGGAGGCCCGGCUGCAGAGUCUGCGCAACAUACACACGCUGCUGGACGCCGCCAUGCUGCAGAUCAACCAGUACCUCACUGUGCUGGCCUCCUUGGGGCCCCCCAGGCCAGCUACUUCCGUCAACCCCACUGAAGAGACUGCCUCUCCAGUGGUGUCUGCUGCCCCCUCCACCAGCGUCCCCAGCUCUGAGGUCCCUACCCCAUCCCCAGGACCCUCCCCACCAGUCCCUGAAGCUGAAAAGCCUCCAGCUCCUGAGUCAGUGGGCGCUGCGGAGGAGCUUCAGGAUGGAGAGCCUGAUGCUGCAGAACUGCGCCGGCGUCGCCUGCAAAAGCUGGAGUCCCCUGUUGCCCACUGACACUGCCCAGACCUGGCCCUGCUCUCGAGUGGCUCUCUGGAAUAUGUCCUGCCACCAAGUGCCAGCUCCCUCUGUCUGCAUCAGGGAGUAGUAACC